Peniophora sp. CBMAI 1063 is the source of this 513-nucleotide messenger RNA. The record is from the annotation of a GenBank genome assembly. NCBI's taxonomy places the organism in Eukaryota, Fungi, Basidiomycota, Agaricomycetes, Russulales, Peniophoraceae.
AUGUUCGACAACCUUUCCAUUGCCCAGCAGCCCUCCGGCGAUGGCGAUGUGCCGAUGGACACCAGCGGCCAAGGCGCCCCGGUCCCCGCGGGCGCUUUCACUGACUAUCCUACUUCUGAUUUCCGUCCUGGGGAAGCGACGGUGCCAGCUUCGCGCCGCACCAACAACCACUCUUCGGGUAACGUGCGCAGCGCGCCGUACCCCACCAACAUCUCUCAGGCUGCCGCCCCGGGCGCAGUCCUGACAUACAACAACAGUACAUCGACCGGCGCCACCCACAUGGGAGCGCCGGCUGCGGCCCGCCGCGCCGCCGCGCGUCGUGCCCAGCGCUCCCAGCACAUGUGCCCCGCUUGCGGCGUCUCGCUCGCCAGGGAGGACAGCUACAAGAGACACGUGCAGCAUUGCCAGGGGACGAACGGCGGCAACUCGGGUCCGUCGUCGCGCCGUGGAGGAAGGCCGGGACGUGGAUCUGGAGGCGCGGGGGCGGGACCAACUUACUUGAUGGCGUACUAG